UUCACAAAUGGUAACUCACUUAAAUAAUGCGAUGUUUAUAUAGUUUACUCAGAGUAGCUAUGCGAUGUUUCACGACUGUCAAUCCAAAGCAGCACACGUGUUUGAGUAAAUAACACUAGCAUCAUAAGUAAUAGCAUAAAAACACAAUAAUGUUUCGUAACAGUUUAACCAGUUUGGUUCGUCAGUCAGGAUAUACCAACGUCGUUGCCAGAAAUUUGUACUCGGCCUCGGUGCUAGGCUUAGAUGGAUACAAAAAUUACAGAGAAAAAACUAAAACGCAGUAUAUGCACAACAUAGAUAAUUUUAAACGGAAAAUGCGGGAGUUUGUGGCCGGCUCAAACACCAACAUGAUCUUCACAGAAGACCUUAAGAAUGUUGUUCAUCUGGUGGAGAACACCCCAGAAGACAAAAAGCUACUUCUAGAUAUGAUUGAUAAAUACAACUCACAAGGACAAGAACUGCGGUUCGGAAACUACAUUUUCGGUCCUGUGGUGAUGCGUGCUCUUUAUUUCCUCGAUGAUCCUGAGCUAGCCGUGAAACUCUUUAAGGAUGAAAAAUACAAAGGAUUUUUCGAUCAGCUUAGUACCUAUCAGAUUUUAGGUGAUCUCUUAUAUCAGCACGGACAGUACUCACAAGUUCGAGAACUUUUCGAUGUAAUCAAAACGCGCCAAGUAGACAGCGGUCGUUACCCGCGAUACUCAGUAACACUGACAUUUGCUGCGUGUUAUAAGGAAAAUAGCGAGGAAUCGUUCCAAUAUGCGAUGAGCUUGUGGAAAGAACUGAAUGCAAUGGGGCACACACCAAUGAGGAAAGCUAUUGCAUUUGCUGCGGCAUUGGCGCUAAAGCAUAAUAAACCAGAUAUUGCUUUGGAAAUUACAAGUUCACUAUCCCAAGCAAACUACGUAACCAUAAGACAAAUCAAGAUUUUGGCGCUUGUUGCGUUAGGACGUUUAGAUGACAUUGUUCCAAUCUUCCGAGCGGUUCUCGAAGUCGGAGGACCUCUGGAGAAAAAGCAGACAUUUUGCCGAGAAGUUAUUCAGCAACUUAAUAGCAGAAUAUCCUCCAAGGAUUCCGAGAUUCCGCAAGAUAUGCAAAGAAUGCUGGAGUAUUUGGAGACAAAUGGUCACAUAAACGAUAGUACUCUAGAUGAACUACUGUGUCAAGAUAUCGUAACUGCUCCUAGGAAAGAAACUUACAAUAACUUGGCGGAGAGUUAUAAAUCUAGAGGUGGUACACAGCAGUUGAGAUCUUUUGCACCUAAUAGAACGCAGAGAUCACGUUUCUCCCGUCCUGGGUUAGCAGAUAUGAAUUAAAAAAGGUAGAACAUCAUUAUAGUUAUAAUACAAGAUACAAUAAAAAAAUUUGUUUCGAAA
Molecule: messenger RNA, 1373 nt
Organism: Malaya genurostris
Lineage: Eukaryota; Metazoa; Arthropoda; Insecta; Diptera; Culicidae
Product: pentatricopeptide repeat-containing protein 2, mitochondrial-like
Exons: 5
Coding region: 150-1313 (387 amino acids)
Biological process (GO): multicellular organism development; regulation of mRNA processing; mitochondrion organization
Cellular component (GO): mitochondrion
Molecular function (GO): RNA binding
Source: RefSeq, a predicted model, not a curated record